CACCCUCUGUCUCCUCCAUUUCUAUAUUUUUGCCAGCUUUAUAUCCCCCUUUCUCUUUUGCAACACACCUUUCUCUCUCUACACUCAUCAAAUCAUUCACUCUUCUUCAUCUUUUAGAGAGAGAAGCAGCAGCAACACAGCGCGGCGAUCUCGUCAUAAAGCCGUUUGGAGAUUGUACAACUUGGAAUUCACAAGGACUUCUCUUAUUUAUUUCUGGGAGUAACAGUAAUAAGAGAGGUCUUUACGCAAUGUCUAGCACAACAAAAGCUUUGGAGCCUGCAUUUCAGGGUGCGGGGCAGAAACUUGGAACUGAAAUUUGGAGAAUUGAGAAUUUUCUACCAGUAGCAUUGCCAAAAUCUGAUUAUGGCCGGUUCUAUUCGGGGGAUUCGUAUAUUAUCUUGCAGACAAGUCCUGGAAGGGGAGGUGCUUAUCUGUAUGACAUACACUUUUGGCUAGGAAAAGAUACAAGCCAGGAUGAAGCUGGAACAGCAGCUAUAAAGACUGUAGAGCUUGAUGCAAUUCUUGGUGGACGUGCAGUGCAGUACAGAGAACUCCAAGGUCAUGAGUCCGAUAAAUUUUUAUCAUACUUUAAACCAUGUAUUAUACCACUCGAAGGAGGUGUUGCCUCAGGAUUUAAGAAACCCGAGGAGGAAGAAUUUGAAACACGGCUAUAUGUCUGUAAAGGAAAACGAGUUGUUAGAUUGAAGCAGGUCCCCUUUUCUCGGUCUUCAUUGAAUCAUGAUGAUGUCUUUAUUCUGGACACCAAAGAGAAAAUUUUUCAAUUUAACGGCGCAAACUCCAAUAUUCAGGAAAGGGCCAAAUCCUUAGAAGUGAUUCAGUUUUUAAAAGAAAAGUAUCACGAGGGAAAGUGUGAUGUCGCAAUUGUUGAUGACGGAAAGCUACAGGCGGAGUCCGAUUCUGGUGAAUUUUGGGUCAUAUUUGGCGGUUUUGCUCCAAUUGGUAAAAAAGUUGCUAGUGAAGAUGAUGCUAUUCCCGAGAAGACCGCUCCUAAACUGUAUAGCAUUAUAGCUGGUCAAGUCAAUGAAGUAGAUGGUGAUCUGUCCAAAUCGUUAUUGGAAAAUAACAAAUGCUUUUUAUUAGAUUGUGGUGCUGAAGUUUUUGUUUGGAUUGGUCGGGUAACACAAGUAGAUGAUAGAAAAGCUGCUAUUCAAGUCGCUGAGGAAUUCAUUGCUAGUCAAAAUAGACCAAAGUCAACACAUGUAACCCGUCUCAUUCAAGGGUAUGAAACAAAUACAUUUAAGUCCAAAUUUGAUUCGUGGCCUUCAGGCUCAGCACCAUCUGCUCCUGAAGAAGGUAGAGGAAAAGUAGCAGCUUUGCUCAAGCAACAAGGUGUUGGCCUAAAGGGAGCGUCUAAGAGUUCUCCCGUUAAUGAGGAAAUCCCACCUUUGCUUGAAGGAGGUGGAAAAACUGAGGUAUGGCGCAUCAAUGGAAGUGCUAAGACUCCCGUGCCAAAAGAAGAUAUUGGUAAAUUUUAUGGUGGAGAUUGCUACAUUGUUCUCUACACCUAUCACCCUCAUGAUAAGAAAGAAGAUUAUUACUUAUGCUACUGGAUUGGGAAGGACAGUGUUGAGGAAGACCAGAAGAUGGCAGCUCGAUUAGUUGUCACAAUGUCUAAUUCAUUGAAAGGACGACCCGUGCAGGGUCGUAUAUUUCAAGGGAAAGAGCCACCGCAGUUUAUUGCCAUCUUUCAACCUAUGGUGGUCCUUAAGGGCGGAAUAAGUUCUGGCUACAAAAAUUAUAUUGCUGACAAAGGUCUGAAUGAUGAAACUUACAAUGCUGAUUGUGUUGCGCUGAUUGAAAUAUCAGGAACUGCUGUGCAUCACAAUAAAGCUGUUCAAGUUGAUGCAGUGGCUACCUCUUUGAACACUAAUGAGUGUUUUAUUGUGCAAUCUGGAUCUUCUAUUUUCAUUUGGAAUGGAAGUCAAAGUACAGUAGAGCAACAACAGCUAGCUAUCAAAGUUGCAGACUUUUUAAAGCCUGGCGCAGUUGUGAAACAUGCUAAAGAAGGAACUGAAAACUCAUCUUUCUGGUUUGCCCUUGGAGGAAAACAAAGUUACACCAGCAAAAAAGUGUGUCCGGAUGUCGUUCGUGAUCCCCACUUGUUUACCUUCUCAAUUGAUAAAGGAAAAUUUGAGGUGGAGGAAGUUUACAAUUUUUCACAAGAUGAUCUGUUGACGGAGGAUGUUUUGAUUCUUGAUUCACAUGCGGAGGUGUUUGUCUGGGUUGGUCAGUCUGCAGAUUCAACUGAAAAGCAAGACUCGCUCGAGUAUGGCCAGAAAUAUAUUGAUAUGGCCGUGUCUCUUGAUGGGCUGUCCCCGUAUGUACCUCUGUACAAAGUCACAGAAGGAAAUGAACCAUGCUUCUUCACAACAUUCUUUUCAUGGGAUUCAUCUAAAGCAACCGCUUACGGAAAUUCAUUCCAAAAGAAAGUUAUGCUGCUUUUUGGGACUGGUCACUCGGCAGAGGAUAAAUCAAAUGGGACAAAUCAAGGAGGACCAACUCAAAGAGCUUCAGCUUUGGCUGCACUAAACUCUGCAUUUAGUUCGUCUCCUGGGCCUAAACGCGAUGCUUCUCCAAAAUCAGCAGGAGUGAGUCGAGGAUCGCAAAGAGCAGCAGCCGUAGCUGCCUUAUCUUCUGUUCUUACUGCUGAAAAGAAGGGUUCGCCUAGUUCCUCACCAGCCCAGUCCAGUAAAAUUCCUCCCACAGAACCAAUGCACUCUGGAAAGAGUGAGAACUUACCUGAGGUUACAGAUUCCGAAGAAACUACGGAAGUUGAGGAGACACAGAUUGUUCAGCCUGUAUCAGAGAAUGAGGAGUCAGAACCAAAACCAAAAGUAGAGCAGGAGGAAAAUGGUAGUGGAAGUCAAAUCACAUUUGAUUAUGAACGGUUGAAAGCAAAAUCUGAUAACCCGGUCACUGGAAUUGAUUUUAAGCAAAGAGAGGCAUAUCUCUCUGACGAGGAAUUCCAGACUAUAUUUGGGAUGUUGAAAGAAGCAUUCUAUAAGUUGCCAAAGUGGAAGCAAGACAUGCUAAAGAAAAAAGUUGAUCUCUUUUAGCAUUGAACUUGAGAAAAUCCUAUAUAUAUUUCCCCCCUCGUCAUUGUCUUUGCCUACAAUAUUUAGUGUGCCUCGGCCUCGUUACUGUCUUGACAAGGAAACUUUGCUUUUAUGAUGGUGCCCCAAUUUCUUCUGGUUGCCACGUGAUGAGCAUACCUACGCUUAUUGGCAUUUUAAGCCUGCCCUGAGUGUUCCCCCUCCCCUUUUUUUUUUCUGUUGCAUUUGUUUUGCUUAUAGAUUGUAGGUAUAGAAAGAUAUGGGCAGGCUAAUUCUUUAGUUUGAUUUGAGAAUGUAUCAAGGUUUGUCAAAUUUUACAGAUUCCAUUUUUUUCUUCUGGAAUUAUUUAUUCAUUAAAAAUGGAAAAGUGUAUAUGCAUUGUAUGGGUGAUCAGUUCCAGCCGUGAUGUUUGUAGGCUGUGUCUGAGAUGUUUGCUAUCAGAAGUAUUAUUUUCGGAGUA
This is a messenger RNA of Daucus carota subsp. sativus, 3534 nucleotides long. RefSeq names its product villin-3-like. The transcript is spliced from 24 exons. The record is from RefSeq and is a predicted model, not a curated record. Gene Ontology annotation, biological process: cytoskeleton organization; actin filament severing. Bases 249 to 3077 code for a protein of 942 amino acids. Gene Ontology annotation, molecular function: actin filament binding. Lineage: Eukaryota; Viridiplantae; Streptophyta; Magnoliopsida; Apiales; Apiaceae.